Molecule: messenger RNA, 1030 nt
Organism: Ruditapes philippinarum (Manila clam)
Lineage: Eukaryota; Metazoa; Mollusca; Bivalvia; Venerida; Veneridae
Product: large ribosomal subunit protein mL46-like
Exons: 6
Coding region: 188-979 (263 amino acids)
Cellular component (GO): mitochondrial large ribosomal subunit
Molecular function (GO): structural constituent of ribosome
Source: RefSeq, a predicted model, not a curated record
AUGUCUUGCGAGUGAAACGUCUGGCAUUCUAAAUUAUACAUCAUUGUCACAAAAAUCGUAGAUCUCCGCCAUCAGAUGAUAAAAUCCUUGCCCACAAUACCCUUACCCAGCAAUGCCGAAUAUGAUUUAUACUUACCUACUGGCAUGAAAGUAGAACCUAUUCAAUAACAUAUUUCAACACUUCUCGAUGUUAUCAAAGACUUGUGGUUGUUGUCAACUUCAAAGAUACAGUCAGGCAGUAGGUGUGGCUAAGGCUAAAACAUGGCAGCUUCACAGUGCUGUGUGCCUACAACGUUACCCAGUGAUCACUACACCUCUAAAUGAAUUUGAACAGAAGUAUAAAGAUUAUCUUACAGAGAUUGAGAUCAACAACAGCUUGCUAUCUGAUCAUGAAUUACAAAACCUGGCAGAAAAGAAGAAGAAGAUGGAGCCCACAGAAGAGAAGGAAGUAGUGAAGAAAAAGGUGGUAGAGGAGAAACUUCUAACUGCGGAGGAGAUGGAGGAUGAAUGGCAAAAAGAGUUGGACAAAUUUGAGUUUGCUGAUAGAAUAACAGAUGCUGACAGAAAUAAUGACAUGACAUCUCCAAAUAGGAAAUUAGAUAAAAGAUUAGUCCUCAUCACUAAGCAACAUUGGGGAGACGACACAAAGGCAGAGUGGGCCUUUCCUCAGAUCUUGAGACAAGAUGGAGAGUCUAUGAGAGAGGCAGCAGAGAGAGCUUUAUCAACACAUUGUGGAGGUUCUAUAAAUGCUAAAUUUAUUGGAAAUGCUCCAUGUGGUUACACGAGAUACAAGCUGCCAAAAAGUGAAGAUGAAUAUGGAGUGAAGUUGUUCUUUUUCAAAGCAAAUUACCAGGGUGGUGAUGUGGAAUUAUGUUCCAAUAACAAUACAGAAUAUAAAUGGGUCACAAUUGAUGAAUUAAAAGAUUAUUUCCUACCGGACUACCGAGAAGAUAUCGAAGAAUUUCUAAUAGAUUUGUAGAUAAAAAUGUCAAAAUAUUUGUCAUUAAAACAAUAAAAUUUAAUUACAGUC